AUGAAUACAUCAAAACUAUUAAGUUUGGUGCAAUUAUGUAUUCCUCCAUUAGACAAUAGCAAACACAAAGGUCAAGCCGGUAGAAUAGGCAUCGUUGGCGGUUCAUUAGAAUACACUGGAGCACCUUUCUUUGCAGGAAUAAGCGGCUUAAAAGUUGGAGCUGACCUAGUACAUAUAUUUUGUGCUUCUCAAGCAGCUACUGUAAUAAAGUCUUAUAGUCCCGAAUUAAUUGUUCAUCCUUUGUUGGACCAUAAAAAUGCUAUCAAAGAAAUAUCACCCUGGCUAGAGAGACUACACGCAAUAGUUAUUGGACCUGGUUUGGGUAGAGAUACCAACACUUUUUCAACUGUGGGUGAAUUAAUUGGCAUUGUUAAAGAGAAAAAAAUCCCAUUAGUAAUAGACGCAGAUGGUCUUUUUCUCAUAACUGAGAACAUUAAUUUAAUUAAAGAUUUUUCCUCCCCAGUCAUAUUAACACCUAACAAAAUUGAAUUUGAAAGACUUUGCAAUAAGGUCGAUAUGAGUAAAGGUAUAAAUCAGUUAGGCAAUUAUGUAACUAUAUUGAAGAAGGGAGAAAUGGAUGAAGUUUUAAGCCCUGCUGUUUGUGCGCAGUGGCAAUUGAACCUAGGUGGUUCUGGUAGACGAUGUGGUGGACAAGGGGAUGUAUUAUCAGGAUCUAUAGCCACAUUUUUGCAUUGGAUUUUAAAUAAUAAAGAGAACAUAUCAUUAGAUGAACCUGUUGACAGACAGUUAUUGGCUUCAUCUCUUGCCUGUUAUGCGGCAUCAGCCCUAGUAAGAAAGUGUAAUGAAAAAGCAUUUAAAGCUAAGGGACGAAGUAUGCUUGCAAGUGACAUGAUUGAGUAUAUACAUGAAGCCUUUAUGGAAUUGUAUAAAGUUUAA
Messenger RNA from Leptosia nina, 897 nucleotides. The record is from the annotation of a GenBank genome assembly. Lineage: Eukaryota; Metazoa; Arthropoda; Insecta; Lepidoptera; Pieridae.